AUGGAAGUAACUGAAAAUAGGAAGUGGAUGAAUAAUAGAGUAGAUUAUCACAAGAAUAUCACUGCAGAAUUUAAUAUUGAAGUUCAUGAGUUUAUUAUGUUUGCUUUAGCACAAGAUAAAAAUAACAUUGGAGGAGGGAAUAUUAGAUGUCCGUGUAAGAAUUGCAAAUGUUUGAAAUUUGGAAAUCUAGAAGAAGUGAAGGAACAUCUAUGCAGGAGAGGAUUCAUGAGUCAUUAUUAUCAUUGGACAAACCAUGGUGAGGCGAUUCCCCCGAUUCCCCUAGUGGUUGCUAGUCAUUCAUAUUAUGGAAGUAGAUGUCAGAGGGAAAUGUUUGAUAAUUAUGAGCAGUUAGUAAUGGAUGCUGCAGGACCAGAAAUUGGAAACUAUGUAGAGCAAGAAGGUCAAGAAGAUGAAGAUGUAAUGGAAGAAUAUCCUAAUGAAGAAGCACAAAAGUUAUUUGAAAUGUUGAAAGCAUCACGCUCACCUUUAUGGGAUGGUUGUGAUAGAUAUCCUGUGUUGUUAGCAUCUUUAACAACAUUAAGUUUGAAAGCAGACUAUGGGUUGUCUGAAGGUUAUUUCAAUGGAUGGAUGCAAUUUAUGGGAAAUGCUUUGCCAGAGAAUAACUGUAUGCCUAAAGUUUUUUAUCAAGCAAGAAAAUCGAUUGCUGAACUAGGGUUGGCAAGUUUAAAUAUUGAAUGUUGUGUGAAAGGAUGUAUGUUAUAUUAUAAGGAGGACGACACACUCCAAAAGUGUAAAAUAUGUGGAGAGGAGCGAUACAAGCAUAUUAGAAGACGGGGGCAUGAUAAAUUAGUUCCACGGAAACAUAUGUGGUACUUCCCACUUGUUCCGUGA
Messenger RNA from Lathyrus sativus (Indian pea), 852 nucleotides. The record is from the annotation of a GenBank genome assembly. NCBI's taxonomy places the organism in Eukaryota, Viridiplantae, Streptophyta, Magnoliopsida, Fabales, Fabaceae.